AUGAGGUUCCGGGAGCCGCUCCUGGGCGGCAGCGCCGCGAUGCCCGGCGCGUCCCUGCAGCGGGCCUGCCGCCUGCUCGUGGCCGUCUGCGCGCUGCACCUCGGCGUCACCCUCGUCUACUACCUGAGCGGCCGCGACCUCAGCCGCCUGCCCUACCUGGUCGGGGUGCCCCCGCCGCUGCAAGCCGCCGCCGGGCAGCCCUCGCCCGCGGACGGCACGGCCCGGCCGCCCCGGGGCAGCGAUCCCGGCCCCGACGCGGCUGCCCUCCCCGGCCUCGCGAGCAACUUGACUGCGGCCCCGGGGUCCCUCGUCCCCGCCCUGCCGCUGCCCGCCUGCCCCGAGGAGUCCCCGCUGCUCGUCGGCCCCAUGCAGAUCGAGUUCAGCAUACCUGUGGACUUGGCGCUUGUGGCAAAACAGAACCCCGAGGUGAAGGUGGGUGGUCGCUACGCCCCCAAGGACUGCGUCUCUCCUCACAAGGUGGCCAUCAUCAUCCCCUUCCGCAACCGGCAGGAACACCUCAGGUACUGGCUGCAUUACCUGCACCCGAUCCUGCAGCGUCAGCAGCUGGACUACGGCAUCUACGUGAUCAAUCAGGCUGGAGAGUCCACAUUCAAUCGCGCUAAGCUCCUCAACGUGGGCUUCCGAGAGGCCUUGAAGGACUAUGACUACAACUGCUUCGUGUUCAGCGACGUGGACCUCAUCCCCAUGGAUGACCGGAACGCCUACCGGUGUUUCUCCCAGCCACGGCACAUCUCUGUGGCAAUGGACAAGUUUGGGUUUAGCUUACCUUAUGUUCAGUUUUUUGGAGGUGUGUCUGCCCUAAGUAAACAACAGUUUCUCACCAUCAAUGGAUUUCCUAAUAAUUAUUGGGGCUGGGGAGGUGAAGAUGACGACAUUUUCAACAGAUUAGUUUUUAAAGGUAUGUCCAUAUCUCGCCCGAAUGCCGUGGUUGGGAAGUGCCGGAUGAUUCGCCACUCGAGGGACAAGAAAAAUGAACCCAAUCCUCAGAGGUUUGACCGAAUUGCACACACAAAGGAGACAAUGCUGUCUGAUGGUUUGAACACACUGACUUAUAAGGUGUUGGACAUAGAGAGAAACCCCCUAUAUACCAAAAUCACAGUGGACGUCGGGAAACCAAGCUAG
This is a messenger RNA of Pipistrellus nathusii (Nathusius's pipistrelle), 1143 nucleotides long. The record is from the annotation of a GenBank genome assembly. NCBI's taxonomy places the organism in Eukaryota, Metazoa, Chordata, Mammalia, Chiroptera, Vespertilionidae.